Messenger RNA from Sciurus carolinensis (gray squirrel), 4884 nucleotides. RefSeq names its product integrin subunit alpha X (gene Itgax). Gene Ontology annotation, biological process: integrin-mediated signaling pathway; cell adhesion mediated by integrin; cell-matrix adhesion. Gene Ontology annotation, cellular component: external side of plasma membrane; integrin complex. The transcript is spliced from 30 exons. Lineage: Eukaryota; Metazoa; Chordata; Mammalia; Rodentia; Sciuridae. Bases 98 to 3565 code for a protein of 1155 amino acids. The record is from RefSeq and is a predicted model, not a curated record. Gene Ontology annotation, molecular function: integrin binding.
UGACCACCUCUCUGCUCAUUUCUUUCCUCAGUAUCUUUGUCCAGUGGUUCCUUGGGUAGCCCCGGAGUUCAGGAGCCCCACGGCUGACCUUCCAAUCAUGAGCAGGACCUGGAUGGCCCUCUUGCUAGUCAUAGCUUCAUCUCUUGGCUUCAACUUGGAUACAGAGAAGGUGACAACUUUCCAUGUGGACAGUCCUGGAUUUGGACACAGCGUAGUCCAGUAUGCCAACUCCGGGGUAGUGGUUGGAGCCCCCAAGGAGAUAAAGGCUGACAACCAAACAGGUGGCCUCUACCAGUGUGACUACAUCAGGGGUACAUGCAAGCCCAUCCACCUGCAGGUCCCCCCAGAGGCUGUGAACAUGUCCCUAGGCCUGUCCCUGGCAGCCACCACCACAUCUUCCCAGUUGCUGGCCUGUGGCCCCACCGUGCAUCACACAUGCAGAGAGAACAUGUAUUUGAUUGGGCUCUGCUUCCUGCUGGUCUUCCCCUCUGAGCAGGGCCAAAGGCUCCCAGCUGCCUUUCAGGAGUGCCCAAGGCAGGACCAGGAUAUCGUGUUCCUGAUUGAUGGCUCAGGCAGCAUCUCCUCCCAAGAAUUUGCCACAAUGAUAAACUUUGUGAAGGCUGUGAUGAGCCAGUUCCGGAGACCCAACACCCAGUUUUCUCUGAUGCAGUUCUCCAGCCGUUUCUUGAUACACUUCACUUUCAACGACUUCAUCUCCAGUUCAAACUCUCUAAAGCUGCUGGAUGCUGUACGACAGCUGGGAGGGUACACUCACACGGCCACAGCCAUCCAAAAGGUCAUAAACCAACUAUUCACCACCCAAAGUGGGGCUCGUAAAGAUGCCACCAAGAUCCUGAUUGUCAUCACUGAUGGGCAGAAGACAGGGGAUCGCCUGGAUUAUAAGGAUGUUAUUCCCAUGGCUGAGGCAGCAGGUGUCAUCCGCUAUGCAAUUGGGGUUGGACAGGCUUUUCAAAAUAUAUACUCCUGGAAAGAAUUAAAUGACAUUGCGUCGAGGCCCUCUCAUGAAUACAUAUUUAAAGUGGAGGACUUUGGUGCUUUGAAGGAUAUUCAAAACCAGCUCCAGGAGAAGAUUUUUGCCAUUGAGGGUACACAGACUGUGAGCAGUAGCUCUUUCGAAAUGGAAAUGUCCCAGGAGGGCUUCAGCGCUGUGUUCACACCCGAUGGACCAGUUCUGGGAGCUGUGGGGAGCUUCAGCUGGUCUGGAGGUGCCUUCCUGUACCCCCCACAUAUGAACCCCACCUUCAUCAAUAUGUCUCAGGAGAAUGUGGACAUGAGGGACUCUUACCUGGGUUACUCCAGUGAGCUGGCCAUUUGGAAAGGGGUACACAGCCUGGUCUUGGGGGCCCCUCGCCACCAGCACACCGGGAAGGUUGUCAUCUUCACCCAGACAUUUGGGCAAUGGCGGCCGAAGGCUGAAGUCACAGGGACCCAGGUCGGCUCCUAUUUUGGGGCUUCCCUCUGCUCUGUGGAUAUGGACAAAGAUGGCAGCACUGACCUGGUCCUCAUUGGGGCUCCCCAUUACUAUGAGCAGACCCGAGGAGGGCAGGUGUCCGUGUGCCCCAUGCCCAGGGGGCAGAGCAGGUGGCGGUGUGAGGUCAUUCUCCGUGGGGAGCAGGGCCAUCCCUGGGGUCGCUUUGGAGCAGCUCUGACAGUGCUGGGGGAUGUUAAUGGGGACCAUCUGACAGAUGUGGCCAUUGGGGCCCCUGGAGAGCAGGAGAACCAGGGUGCUAUUUACUUAUUUCAUGGAACCUCAGGACUGGACAUCAGCACCUCCCACAGCCAGAGAAUUGCAGGCUCCCAGCUUUCCCCCACGCUCCAGUAUUUUGGGCAGUCACUGAGCGGGGGUCAGGACCUCACUAUGGAUGGACUGGUGGACCUGGUUGUGGGGUCCCAGGGACAAGUGCUGCUGCUCAGGACCAGACCUGUCCUCAGAGUGUGGGUGACCAUACAUUUCACACCUGCAGAGAUUGCUAGGUCUCUGUUUGAGUGUCAGGAGCAGGAGACCUCUGUCCAGGAACUGGGUGGUGCUACUGUCUGUAUUGAUAUUUAUGGAAGUCCCAAGGGCCAACGUGAUAAACUCCAAAGCUCUGUGACCUAUGACUUAGCCCUUGACCCUGGCCGCUUGAGUCCCCGUGCUAUCUUCAAAGAGACAAUGACCCGGACCCUGACUCGAGUCCAAGACCUUGGACUGAACAAGUACUGUGAAUCUGUGAAGUUGCUCCUUCCGGCCUGUGUGGAGGACUCGUUGACCCCAAUUAUCUUGCGUCUCAACUUCUCUUUGGAGGGCAAGCCCAUCCCUUCCCUCAGAGACCUCCGGCCUAUGCUGGCUGCAGAUGCUCAGACGUACUUCACAGCCUCGCUCCCCUUUGAGAAGAACUGUGGGGCUGACCACAUCUGCCAGGAUGACCUUGGUAUCAACUUUGACUUCUCAGGCAUGAAGACCUUGGUGGUGGGAAGUGACCUGGAGCUGAACGCAGAAGUAACAGUGUCAAAUGAUGGUGAAGAUUCCUAUGGAACUACAAUCACCUUCUCCUACCCAGCAGGACUGUCCUAUCGACGUGUAGCAGGGGGUCAGCGGCAGCUGCGCCCCCUGCACCUGACAUGUGACAGCGCCCCAGCUGGAAGCCAAGGUGCCUGGAGAACUAGCUGCAGCAUCCACCAUGUCAUCUUCCACGGGGGCACACAGAUCACCUUCGUGGCUACCUUUGAUGUCUCCCCCAAAGCUGUGCUGGGAGACAGGCUGCUUUUGGCAGCCAAUGUGAGCAGUGAGAAUAACACCCCCAGGACCAGCAAGACCACCUUCCAGCUGGAGCUCCCGGUGAAGUACGCUGUGUACCCGGUGAUCAGCAGCCAUGACCAAUCCACCAAGUACCUCAACUUCUCAUCUUCAGAGGAGGGAGGCAGUAUAGCCAAGCAUAGAUACCAGGUGAAUAACCUGGGACAGAGAGACCUGCCUGUCAGCAUCAACUUCUGGGUGCCUGUGGAGCUGAAUGGAGCUGCUGUGUGGACAGAGGUGGAAGUCUCUCACCUCCAGAACCCGUCCAUUCAGUGCUCUUCAGAGAGACUAAUUCCCAGAGAAUCUGACUUCCUGACUCAUAUUUAUAAGAAUCCUGUGCUGGACUGUUCCAUUGCUAACUGCUUGAGGUUCCGUUGUGACAUCCCCUCCUUUGGCAUCCAGGAAGAGCUUGACUUUAUCCUGAAGGGCAACCUCAGCUUCAGCUGGGUCAGCCAGACAUUGCAGAAGAAGGUGUUGGUCAUGAGUGUGGCUGAAAUCACGUUUGACAGAUCUGUGUAUUCCCAGCUUCCAGGACAGGAGGCAUUUUUGAGAGCCCAGAUGAAAACAGUGCUGGAGAAGUAUGAAGUCCACAACCCCAUCCCCCUCAUCGUGGGCAGCUGUGUAGGAGGUCUGCUGCUGCUGGCUCUCAUCACUGCCAUACUGUACAAGGUUGGCUUCUUCAAACGUCAAUAUAAGGAAAUGAUGGAGGAAGCAAAUGGACAACUUGCUCCAGAAAGUGGAACAUUAGACACCCAAGUUGCCCAGUGAACAAUGACUUCCUGUUCUCCUUUGGACCUACUCUCCCCUGAUAGGUUUUCCAGUUCUCUUAUUCUCAUCUACAUUGGGCCCAAGGGGAAAGAAUAUUCCACAUGAGGGAGGCUGGGAUUGGGCUGCUUUCACUUUUUGGGAAAAUGCAGUAUGUCUACACAAAGUGUCUUGUCUGGGAAGGGUUAUUCAUCUUGUCAAGGCUCCAACUGGAAACCCCAUAGAUAGGGUUUCUGCCAUGGUCUAGAGGACUUGGAAUUUCUACCCAGAAAUUCAUGGGCUAUAAUCUCAGGCCCCAGUCUCCCUUCCUCUGCUAGCUACCAAUGAUCUUUCUAAAAUACAGAACUGAAUGAAUCACUCAUUCUUACCCAUCUUCAGUGGCUCCCAUUACUUUCAGGACAAUGUCUGAAUUCUCAGCUUAGUGUUAGACAUCCUGUUACCCAUUCCAUUUCCAGAAGGUGGACUUCAGAGCACACAGAAGGAGUUCUGUGCCUCCUUGUCAUCCCUGUUGCUAGUAAAAUACUGUCAUGUCAGCUCUUAGCUUUGUCUCGGGAAUUUCAGUCCAGAUUUCUCCAAUGGAAUUGGGAAUGAAAUGACUAUGUAAAGCUGGCUUCUAGCAUUGGUCAGGAUUGCUAACUGGAAGGGAGGAGUAUCCCCUCAGGAGGGACACUGCCCCAGUUCUCUUGCAACUCAACCAGUUCCAGGUCAAAGGAGGUUUAAGCCACUUCCACUUUUUGAGGCCCCAAAUAUAGUAAAUGAAGAAAUGUCAGAACAUUUUUUAAAAGUUGUAUUUUAAAUGCUUGCAUUAAUAAAUUAAAACAUGCAUGAAAAGAUGUAUGUACUUUUAAUGGUAAACAUAUUAAAGGUCUAAAGUUCAGGCCUUUUGUGGAGGUAAGUCCUGGAUAAUAAUGCCCAUGGGGUCCAUUUACCAUGGUGAACUCUGAUCAGCUCAGAUCUGGAGUCAGGCCAAGACAGUUAACCAGAGUGGGGAUAAUCUGACCUCUUACUCUGUUCUCAGGGCUGUUGCUGAUGGAGCUGUGGAGAGAGACUUGAGGGGAGGAGGCAAGGAUAGGAAGGGCAGCCCUCACUGGUUACUCUUACACCUGGAAAGGUCAUUGGGGUGAACCAACACACAAGUGUUUCUCAUCAAUUCUAGCAUGUGUUGAAGAGAAUACUGAUUGCAUAUGGUUAAUGAUUUGAUUGCACUCUGAAUUCCAUAUCAGGAACAUGCUGCUCCACAAGAGGUCAUUCUUUAAAAAAACCUUUUAUUUGUUCUUAUAUAUAACAGUAGAAUCUAUUUUGAUGCAUUUAUACAAACAUGG